UUCUAUAUGUGGGAUGGGACUGAACUAAACUAAACAUAGCAAUUAUCCCAUAGUUUGUCUGCGAGACACGAGACAGGAAAAGGCUUGGCAUUGAUAUCCGUAGAUUUGUUUUUUUCUCGCGUCAGAAUCUGGAACGAGUGUCUUUUUGUUGAGGAACUUCAAGGACCAUGGUUUUUCGUAGAUCGUUUAAUGGUGAAGGUGAAGAAACUGGUUUUGUUGGGAUCUAAUGCCCGUCUGCUCUAAAUCUGGGAGUUCUUCAGUUCUUCUAUCCCGUUUUCCCCCCUCCCUAGAAUUGUAAAGGACAGCCAUCAACUGAUUUUUGUUUUGAACAUUAAAGUAACAUGAAGUUUGGAUUGAAGAAAUCCAUUAUGCCUUUUCGGUUGAAAAGAAAAUCAGCCUCCCGGUUUUCUGUGCUUCAUUUGAAAAGAAAAUCAGCCACCAGGUUUUGUAUGUUCUCUAAGGCAAAGUCAACUAGCUAUGGUCCAGGCAAUACUCCAGUCUAUCUCAAUGUGUAUGACUUGACACCCAUGAAUGGCUAUGUUUACUGGGCAGGCCUUGGUAUCUUUCAUUCUGGUGUGGAAGUUCAUGGUGUAGAAUAUGCAUUUGGAGCUCAUGACUACCCCACGAGUGGUGUUUUUGAGGUUGAACCGCAGCAGUGCCCAGGCUUCAAGUUCAGGAGAUCAAUAUUCAUUGGGACCACAAGCUUGGACCCUAAUCAGGUGAGAUCAUUCAUGGAGCGCCACUCAUCAAGCUACCAUGGAGAUACGUAUCACCUAAUUGCCAAGAACUGCAAUCAUUUCUGCAUGGACGUUUGUUACAAGCUCACAGGAAAACCAAUUCCAAAAUGGGUAAAUCGACUAGCAAAAAUAGGUUCAAUAUGCAACCGCAUACUUCCUAGAACCCUCAAGGUAUCUGCUGUAAGGCAUGACCAUGAUUACGAACUGCAUGAUAGUGAGAAGAAGAGGCUAAGGAGUUCCUUCAGUUGCCUUUCCUCGAUCUCCACAAGGCAAAAGCAAUUGUCAACAUCUUCAUUAUUUCUACAAUCACCUUUGAAAGGCUGCUUACCAGCAUGGGAAUUAAGGUGGUCUCACUUUGGUUCUUUGAAAGAGAGGUGAGAAAAUGCUUGGAGGGUAUGCAAUCAGUUGAUUUUCUUAGUUACAUCGAACGGCUUAGCUUGAAGGGGAAAUUUGUUUUUGUCCGCUGGCCCUUGAAGGCAUGUGGCCCCUUAAUUAUCUUUCGAAUUUAGUAGAGUCGGGAGUUGCUGCUUGUCGACAUUGUAACACUAGUCUGAUGUCGAAACCAGUAAGAAGAGAGAGCAUGCAUGUCAAAGCAUUGCCCUACUUUAGCUGUAGAUUGUACUUGUAGUGUGUUUUGUUUGAUUUUAUUUUAUAUUUUAGGUAGUUUUUGUUGUGCAUGGCAGAUUCUUUUCCAAAGUUUCUCAAUUCUGGUAUGGGUACAGAAUGGAACUAAUCUUUUGCUACUCUUCUUCCAUUGUUAUUCAGCCUGUAAAUACUAAUAUAAUGUGAUGUUUGUGAUGUUUCAUCCUUC
Molecule: messenger RNA, 1548 nt
Organism: Carya illinoinensis
Lineage: Eukaryota; Viridiplantae; Streptophyta; Magnoliopsida; Fagales; Juglandaceae
Product: deSI-like protein At4g17486
Exons: 4
Coding region: 342-1115 (257 amino acids)
Biological process (GO): protein deubiquitination
Molecular function (GO): deubiquitinase activity
Source: RefSeq, a predicted model, not a curated record